This is a messenger RNA of Macadamia integrifolia, 1842 nucleotides long. RefSeq lists its product as uncharacterized. NCBI's taxonomy places the organism in Eukaryota, Viridiplantae, Streptophyta, Magnoliopsida, Proteales, Proteaceae. The transcript is spliced from 5 exons. The record is from RefSeq and is a predicted model, not a curated record. The coding region runs from base 243 to 1709 and encodes 488 amino acids.
GUGGUGGGAAAGGGAAAAGGGUAGGUGGGGAACCAUUAACGACAACCCAAUGCCCAAUUUCAAACCAAAGCUUUUGGGCACUCCUUGACAUCUUCUUCAUAACUUCUCAUGGGUCAAUACCAUGAACAACGUCAUGGAUGAAGUCAUUUACCCCAAUGCUGACGCGUGGCAGAUCUUUGAAUUUUUCCCCAGUAGACGGCGUAUCCAUAUCCAUAUGGGCAUCCAGAUGAGGUAAAACCUAGAUGGAAAGACCUCUCUGUGUCUCGCUCUCUCGUUCGCUUGCUGUCUGUCUCUGCUUCAGCCGUGUCUGUGUUAACGACGCUGCAAGAAAAAUGCGGUAUUGUUCUCAAUGGCAUCUUUUACUGGCAAUAUUUCUCUUGGCCUUAACGGUGCAAGCUAAAGAAAAUGAGGUGAAAACUGCUGUUUUCCUGUCACCGAAGUUUGUGCUGGGACCAGGAAAAGUGGAGAAUAAAUUCUACCAUGAUAUCGACUUUCCAAGAGGUCAUAUUGCAAUUAAAGAAUUUUAUGGUGAAGUGGUUGAUGAGUGGGGAAACCCUGUGCCACUUCACGAAACUUAUCUCCACCACUGGGUUGUAGAACGAUAUUAUGCCCCUAAGGGUGUCGAAGUCCCAGAGGGUAAUGGUAAUCAGGACCUUCACUUGUCAAAGUAUAUUAUAGUAAGAAACUCUGGAGUAUGCCAGGGAAAUGUUCUGGGGCAGUAUUUUGGGGUUGGAUCUGAAACACGCAAGACAAAGACUUACGUUCCAGAUCCUUAUGGGAUAGAAGUUGGGAAUCCAGUAGAAAUUCCUAAUGGCUAUGAGGAGAGAUGGUUGCUCAAUGUUCAUGCAAUUGAUACACGGGGUGCAGUGGAUCGGCUGGGAUGCACGGAAUGCAGGUGUGAUCUUUAUAAUAUCACAAGGGAUGAGUUUGACAGGCCUUUGCGUCCAGGGUAUAUGGGAGGGCUACUUUGUUGUUAUGAUCAAACGCAGUGCAGGGUACAAGAAGGCUUUCAGAGUAUCAAGAGAAGCCUCUACUUGAGAUACACUGUGAAAUGGGUAGAUUGGGAAGACACUAUUGUGCCUGGAAAAGUUUAUAUACUUGAUGUUACUGAUACCGGGAAGAUGCCACGUGAUUCAGAAAGACUCAGUGCUUUACAUGGUUGCAAGGUAGAGUAUGAUGUUGAGUCCUGUGGCACUAAUGGCUUGGCAAAUAACGAGUGUUUAGAUACCAAGAAAGCAAGCAUUGUCAUGCCCCAUGGCGGUUCUGUUAUCUAUGGUGUUGCCCACCAACAUUCGGGGGGAGCUGGUGCAACUCUAUAUGGAGAGGAUGGUCGAGUUAUAUGCUCUUCUUUGCCAAUUUAUGGAGAAGGGAAGGAACCAGGCAAUGAGGCUGGUUACAUUGUGGGAAUGUCUUCUUGCUAUCCUCAACCAGGCACAGUUAAGGUAUUUGAAGGGGAGACACUGAUUUUGGAAUCUAGGUACAACAGCACCCAAAAGCAUACAGGGGUGAUGGCCCUCUUCUACAUUUUGGUUGCAGACCCGCCACCAAAGCCCAUGCAUUCUUUACAAACUUCAGUUCAUGAACUGAAAAUGCUUAGCAAGUAUGCAUGGGCAUUAGUUUUCAUUGGAGUGGCUGUGGCUGUGGCUGUUAUUCUCAGUGUUGGUUAUCUCCAAAGGAAUGAAAGAGAAAGCGGUUACCAAUCCAUAUGAUGUAUGGUUAAUCGAGAAAUGUCAUAGUAGUUUUGGCCACCAGGAUUAGCACGAACAACUUUGUAUCUCACAGAUGAGACCAUUUUGCUAUACAGUAAUAGCUCUGAAAUAAAGCUGGUCUGCUGUUGUUACA